GUCUUGUGACUCUGUUCAUCGCAGCCUGCUCGUUGGUGGUUGUUUUUUUUUUUUGUGCUUUUGUGCCGUAAUUGUAAAUACAGACAGCACCACCCCCUCCAGCCCCCAGCUGCGCGGCCGCGCUGUGUUACCCCACGGGACUCGCUCUUCCGCGUCGCCGGGGUAUAUAAACCGCUGCCGGGUCUGACGAGCAGUUAUCCGACGGAGCUUCGCCUCGCCAUGGCCGGCCAGCUGUUCCUCGCCCUGUGCCUGUGCCCCGCCGUGCUCGCCGGGCUCCACUUCAACGAGAAGCAGCCGUGCUACCGGCCCAUGUCCAGGGGAGACCUCCCCGGAGUCCAGUCCGGCCCCCGGCCCCACCAGUACCUGAGCUUGUCCGACCUGCCCAAGGCCUGGGACUGGCGCAACGUCAAUGGCACCAACUACGUCAGCACCACCCGCAACCAGCACAUCCCCCAGUACUGCGGCUCGUGCUGGGCCCACGGCAGCACCAGCGCCCUGGCAGAUCGCAUCAACAUCAAGAGGAAGGGCGCCUGGCCGUCGGCUUACCUCUCCGUGCAGAACGUGAUCGACUGUGGCGACGCGGGGUCCUGCGAGGGCGGCGAUCACUCGGGGGUGUGGCAGUACGCACACACCCACGGGAUCCCCGACGAGACCUGCAACAACUACCAGGCCAAAGACCAGGACUGCAAGCCGUUUAACCAGUGCGGGACCUGCACCACCUUCGGCGUGUGCAACGUCAUCAAGAACUACACGGUGUGGAAGGUGGGCGACUACGGGCCCGUCAGCGGCCGAGAGAAGAUGAUGGCCGAGAUCUACGCCCGGGGGCCUAUCAGCUGCGGGAUCAUGGCCACGGCGAAGUUGGACGCCUACACGGGGGGGCUGUACUCCGAGUACAACCCUCAGCCCUACAUCAACCACAUCGUGUCGGUGGCCGGCUGGGGGCUGGACGAGAACGGGGCGGAGUUCUGGAUCGUUCGGAACUCCUGGGGAGAGCCCUGGGGCGAGAUGGGCUGGCUGAGGAUCGUCACCAGCGCCUACAAGGGAGGCUCGGGCAGCCAGUACAACCUGGCGGUGGAGGAGGACUGCUACUACGGCGACCCUAUGCUGCCCAAGCACUACAGAUAGAGGGCCAGGUGCUCUUUGCAGGUAUGUUGGGAAAUGCUUCCUUUCCAGAACACGCAUCCUUUAUAGUGGCCAUAACACUACCUGAACAGUCUCCGGUGGGAGGAGAGGAAGGGCAGUGUCUUCCAGACUCGCAGGUCACACAGCAGCAUUCGUCCUGACUUGGGUGUUUAAAACCACACUAAAGUGCAAAUGAACACGCUGCAAAAUGAUUGCUUUUAAAGCCACUAUACACUUUUUUUUUAAGAUUCUGACACACUUCCUAGCAUACGCUCUGCCAAAGAUCAAUCAUGGAUGCAUUUUUCUGAAGAGGGCAUUUUCUGACAUUAAACUGACAAGCAUUGCAGUAAUCAUAAAGCCACAGUACAAAGAAUCAGUUUAAGAAGAAGAGUUAAGCCUGGUUUUACUCUUGUUUUAAUUUGAUUUUAAGUUUUGCUAUGCAGUUAUCAAAAGGAAUAUUUUAUCGUGUUUACAGAACCAAUGCCUUUUCUAUUUUUUUAGAAGAACAAAUGUCUUAACUUUGAAUGGCACUGAUUUUGUUGUGUAAGGGGAAAUGUACUAUUGCACUUUCUUUUGUUUCUGGGAACAAGCUCUCUGCAUGGGUAUGACUAUUUAGGACUAUUUGGUGAUACUGACAUUCAACAGCAGAGGAAAAACAUUUGUUUUUAAAUGUGGAUGCAAUUAAACCUAAGCCUUACAUUUUAGAAGCAUAGAAUUCAAUCUCAUUUGCCUUGAACCUGCCCUGGCUGUGGAGAGGAGUCCUUCAGAACAAAUGUCAUAGCUGACCUCUGGGAUGCAGCAGAGGUUAGGCAACUGUUCGAUCUAGAUCAUGUGCCUUGUUUUACAACUGCAUAAGGAAAACUAUGGGAAGAAAAUCACUGGUGUUAUUUUGACUGCAAUAAAACAUGAGUGAAAGUCA
Messenger RNA from Lepisosteus oculatus (spotted gar), 2041 nucleotides. RefSeq names its product cathepsin Z (gene ctsz). NCBI's taxonomy places the organism in Eukaryota, Metazoa, Chordata, Actinopteri, Semionotiformes, Lepisosteidae. Gene Ontology annotation, molecular function: cysteine-type endopeptidase activity. Gene Ontology annotation, cellular component: lysosome. The record is from RefSeq and is a predicted model, not a curated record.